Dromaius novaehollandiae (emu) is the source of this 1038-nucleotide messenger RNA. Its product is annotated as calcitonin gene-related peptide. Gene Ontology annotation, molecular function: hormone activity; calcitonin receptor binding. NCBI's taxonomy places the organism in Eukaryota, Metazoa, Chordata, Aves, Casuariiformes, Dromaiidae. The coding region runs from base 184 to 564 and encodes 126 amino acids. The record is from RefSeq and is a predicted model, not a curated record. The transcript is spliced from 5 exons. Gene Ontology annotation, biological process: adenylate cyclase-activating G protein-coupled receptor signaling pathway; regulation of cytosolic calcium ion concentration. Gene Ontology annotation, cellular component: extracellular region.
GCGCGCUGCCCCGGCGGCAGGUAUAAAGGGAAGCCGGCGGGCAGCGCGCGGCACCGCGACUCGGCGGCGCGCACGGGCCUCCCGCACCGCACCGCACCGCACCGCACCGCACCGCACCGCACCGCACCGCACCGCACCGCACCGCACCGCACCGCACCGCGGGUCCGCACGCCGAGAAGAAUCAUGGUCAUGCUGAAGAUUUCAUCCUUCCUUGCUGUCUAUGCCUUGGUCAUGUGCCAGAUGGACAGCUUCCAGGCAGCCCCCGUCAGACCUGGCUUAGAGUCUGUAACAGAUCGAGUGAUGCUAAGUGAUUAUGAAGCUCGCAGAUUAUUAAAUGCACUGGUGAAAGAGUUCAUACAGAUGACAGCAGAAGAGCUGGAGCAAGCCUCUGAGGGGAAUAGCAGUGUGACAGCACAGAAGAGGGCAUGCAACACAGCAACCUGCGUAACCCAUCGCCUGGCGGACUUCCUGAGCCGGUCGGGAGGAGUAGGCAAGAACAACUUCGUACCGACCAACGUGGGGUCCAAGGCCUUUGGCAGGCGAAGGAGGAGCGUUCAAAUAUAAACAGCUGAAUGCUAACACAAAGAUGAUUGUCAUGAAACUGAAAAUCCAGCUUUCAUUUCUAACAAAAGCAACUCUUCUCCAUAAAUCAAGAUGGCCAAAAAGAAGAUUAAUUUUGCAUCCUAAUAUUGAAAAUGUUUUGUUUAAUACAAAUGAAACCUCUUCUGUUAUGUACAGUACAAGAGAUUCUAGUUAUUCAAGUUAAAUUAUUGUAUAUUCUUUUUAUAUGCAAUCCUAUUUCAAAUAAAAUGUGACAGCAUCUAUUAUUUAUUUAUCUUCUAGCAUAUAUGUGAUUCAUGCUAUUUAUCCUGGCACUACUGCCAAAACUCGGGGAUUAUACUAAAUUGCUGCCUGACAAGGCAUAUGUGUAUAAUAUGGUGUGCUGUGCCUUGAUGUAAAACACUUACCUAACCUGACUGUAAAGUAUGUUUAAAAAAAACAACAAAAAACCCCCUUCAAUAUUGUAUCACUUGUGAA